This is a messenger RNA of Aspergillus niger, 756 nucleotides long. RefSeq lists its product as hypothetical. The record is from RefSeq and is a predicted model, not a curated record. The transcript has a single exon. Lineage: Eukaryota; Fungi; Ascomycota; Eurotiomycetes; Eurotiales; Aspergillaceae. Bases 1 to 756 code for a protein of 251 amino acids.
AUGUCCAGCCAAACCCCCUUCGACACCGAAAUCCGAUCCACCCCUUACACGGACAGAAAAGUCCCUAUCCAAACCGAAGUCCCCCUUCGAACAAAAACACCUCCUCCUCCACCACCACCCGACGAACCUACCACAACCACCACCCCCAAGCCCAAAGCCCCCUACCCAUCCUGGAAAAUCAGUCACGUCUGGUUCCACGUCCCCCCCGGCGGCGAAGACUCCCACGACAACUCCUGGCCACAUUACCGCCACGGGCUGUGGGUCGAGCACGGCCCCAAUGGCCGCGGCCAUCUGCACCACGCCAUCGGCAACGUCUCCAAUAGGGAAGGCUUAAUAUACGCAGUCAAACACUUCAAGUACCCCAUUACCAACGAACCUACGUAUGCCGGCGAAACGGUCAUCGGCUACCUCAGCCCAGAACGCUAUCCCGAGCUCAAACAGAAGUUCAUGAAAUGCCAGCCUCCGGCGCAGCAGAAGAAGUACAACCGGCGCACGGAUGUCACAGAACCGUUCCGGAUAAAUGAGGAUGAUCAUAUCGCCUUUUAUAGUCAGUAUAGGCUGGAGAGGUUUAUGUUUCCGCCGUUGAAGGCGGAUCGGUAUUUUGUUAAGUUGCAGUUGCUGGAGAAGGUUAGGGAGAUGCCUCUGAGUAGGGCUGGGAAUGGGGAGCAUGUGGUCCUUAGUGGGUUUUUUCCGGUAGAGGAGUGGGAUGCGCCUGAGGAGCCGAGAUAUGGUUCUGCUGGUGAGGGGAGUGGGUGA